CGUCCACCGUUCCACCCCGGAAAUCAAGGAGAAGAAAAAGAUGUGAACACGUGAUGUAACCAGGAAGUGCCUGAAAGACUAGCUAUGAAGUGGUAGAUACGCCAGCGCAUUUAAACAGCCCGGCCUACCGACGUGCCAAUAUCGUGACCAUGUUGGGAAGGUCGACGUUCCCGUAUAGGGCUAUGCAAGUACACUGAAAUUAUGUUGUAACUUGCUUAUUCCUCAAUCGAUUUUCAUGACUGUUUCUGUUUUGUCAAUGCCAAAGCGUAAUGAUCGCAAUUAAAAUUUACAAUUUAUAUUUUGUCAUUAUUGUACGCCAUUAUAUGUAAAAGUGAUGAUUUAUUUUUUAUUAUCUAUACAUUGCCGUUCAUGGGAACGUUGCCCCUGACAAGAUGGCCGCCACGUAGGCACCUCGCUUGGCCCGGCUGCUACAGCGCACGGACGUAUCUAGUCUACAUACAUCUGUGUGACAGGCAACCUAACCUAUGGCGAGACUUGUGGCCGCAUGUCUUGGACACUUGGAUGAAGAGAGGAGCGGAGCUGCCAACUGAUCACCACGUGGUGGUGUGUUGGCUCCGAUGGUGGGAGAAGAUGCCGGUCCGACCUGGCAGGCCCAAACGUAUUGUGAGGAUCUUGUCGCGGACAUGCUCCUCGCAACCUGAGGUGUCACAGUGACCCCCCCACAACUUGAUAAACUGCUUUCUUCAAGACUUUGAGAACUGUUUGUCCUCAUUUGAAACCCCAAGCAACAUGAAAUGUGGUUGAACCAUAAGCAGUUGAUUUGCCAAGACUAAAGUUUAAACAGUUUAAACUUGACCUCUGGGUAAAGAGUACAAAGUUGGGAGUGGGCCACCGCUAGGCGAUCAGAGCAGCUGCUACUAAAAAUACCAGGUACACUUCAAGCCAAGCGUGAACGCUCUGAAAUUGCUAGCGAGUCCCUGAAAAGGCAGUAAGAGAAACAGUCGCAGCCUCCCACAGAACACGUGAAGAACUUCUUUCCCUUUUUCUGCCUGUUUUUGUUUUAUUUUUGUGCAUCUUCAACCAACCAAACCUACCUCCUCACGUCCCGAGACGACUGAGACAGACCACCCCACCGACCAGCUGAUCUACGUUCUAACAAGCAACAAUGCCGCAGCCCAGAAUUAUGCUGGUGGUGACAGGAGAUGAUUUUGGUUACUGUCCCAAGAGGAAUCAGGGGAUUGUCGACUGCUUCAAAGCUGGAGGCAUUUCCUCUGUGUCACUGCUGGUGAAUGCGUCCGCUGCCAAAGAUGCAGCAGAUUUGGCGAAAAGACACAAGAUCCCAAUUGGGCUCCAUGCCAACCUGUCAGAAGGCAUCCCUGUGUGUCAGAGCCUCCGACAAGCGUCUACACUCGUCAAUGAGCAUGGCUUCUUCCAUGGAAAGAUCGGCUUUCGUCAGGCACUGGAACGACAUCAGCUAAGCAUGAAACAGUCUUAUUUUUUUCUCUAUGUUGAGGUGGAGCUAGAGCUGAGAGACCAGAUCCGGCUUUUCAGAGAACUGACAGGUUACCUGCCUCAUCAUAUGGAUGGACAUCAACAUGUCCAUAUACUGCAAGAGGUACGUGAGGUGUUUGCACAGGUCCUGUCAGAUCACAAAAUUCCAUUCACCCGUGUUCCAGUGGAGCCAGGUUUACACAGCUGCCAGUGGCUGCCAACACAUCUCCAAAGAUUCUAUGCACAGGUGGAGAAAGACGCUCUCGAGUCCAUUCCUGUCUUCAGGCAUUAUGGAAUAAGGUCCCGAGAGACUGUAAUUCCCAGGAACUUGAAGGUCUCGACGGUUGACACAAGGCAGUUGGACAGCGUGAGGGGCAGCUGUGGCAAAGGAUUCCUCCUGAAGUCCACAAGCAUCUCUACAGUCUUGAGCGUGUUGAGCUCCAGGUUGUGUCGGCCGCACCGCAGCUCCAGCCGCUCCGCUUCCUGUCGAUACGCAGACUCGUCACCGUCUUUGAUGAGGCCGAUGACUGUGGUGUCAUCUGCAAACUUUCAGGAGUUUGACAGCCGGGAAGCUGUAAAUCCACUGGCAGAUGGCAGGCGAGACGCUUUUCUGGAGAAGCUUGGAGGAGAGGAGUUCAGGGAUGAUGGUGUUGAAUGCAGAGCUGUAGUCCACGAACAGGAUCCUCGUGUGGCCAGAAGUGUACCUAGGACUGACGACAGUAGGCCAGAACAUGUCUGUCUCCAACCUGCAGAGGGCCCUAAGCCAUGCCUUGAGUAGGUCCUCCUGUGGCAUUUCCAGUUCUGAAGAGCGUGUGAUCACAGCAGAACUCAUGGUCCACCCAGGUUACCCCAGUCACCCACAAAAAGGUGGCUGUG
Phycodurus eques (leafy seadragon) is the source of this 2328-nucleotide messenger RNA. It is a transcript of the gene ydjc, whose product is annotated as YdjC chitooligosaccharide deacetylase homolog. The transcript has 9 exons. NCBI's taxonomy places the organism in Eukaryota, Metazoa, Chordata, Actinopteri, Syngnathiformes, Syngnathidae. The record is from RefSeq and is a predicted model, not a curated record. Gene Ontology annotation, biological process: carbohydrate metabolic process. Bases 1127 to 2230 code for a protein of 367 amino acids. Gene Ontology annotation, molecular function: deacetylase activity.